Molecule: messenger RNA, 1121 nt
Organism: Adineta steineri
Lineage: Eukaryota; Metazoa; Rotifera; Eurotatoria; Adinetida; Adinetidae
Source: the annotation of a GenBank genome assembly
UUUUUCAAUCUGUAUGGCUUACUUGGGUUAUUUUAUUUCGAGCACCAGCUAAAGUUAAUAAUCCAAAAAGUUUUACAUCAAAAUUUAUGGCUAAUAUAUGGGCAUGUUUUUGUUUGGCAUUUACUGCUAGUUAUACAGCUAAUUUAGCGGCUUUUAUGAUUACGAAAGAUGUUUAUUUUGAUCUAUCGGGUAUUACGGAUCCUCGCAUUUCAAAUCCAUAUUCAGUGAAACCACCAUUUCUUUUUGGAACUGUUGCAAAUGGAAGUACUGAUGAAGUUGUGAAAACCAAUCAUAAAUUAAUUUAUUCAUAUAUGAAACCAUUUAUGAAAAAAAAUGUAUCUGAAGGAAUUAAAGCAUUGAAAGCUCAAGAAUUACAUGCAUUUUUGUAUGAUGCAGUUGUACUUGAUUAUUUAAGUGGGCAAGAUGAUGGAUGUAAAUUACGUGUUGUUGGAAAUUGGUAUGCAAUGAGUGGUUAUGGAAUUGCAUUUCCAAAACAAUCAAAAUUUAAAGAUAUGAUUAAUAAAGAAAUUAUUGAAAUGCAUUAUUCAGGUGAAAUUGAACGUCUUCGAAGAUUUUGGUUUACAGGUGCUUGUAAAUCCAAUGUGGAUCAACAAUCUGAUCGAAGUAGUCAGCCAUUAGAUCAAAGAAACUUUACAUCUGCAUUUUUACUUCUUUUUGGUGGUACUCUAAUUGCAACUAUUAUACUUCUAUCAGAUAAUGCAUAUUCACGUUUUAUUGCUCGUUCAAAAGCAAAUCUUACUGAAGAUAAAAAAAGCCCAGAACGUAAACCUAUGCUCAAUAAUAAUCAUAAUCUUAAUCUUAAUGAUAUAUUUCAUACUCGACGAGAGAAAAUCUUGGAAAAACAUAUCGAAAUAUUACAAGAACGUGUUCACCAGUUGGAAACACAAGUAUCAAUAGAAUCAUUAUCUCAGCCAUUAGAUGAUAACGAUAAAAAACUUACAAAUAAAUCUACAUGUUUAGUACUACCGGUGAGAUACACACCUGAACCGGAACUAUCACCUCGGUUAGAAAUUACUUCACGUAUGCCAAGAGAUGAUAUUAGUACACAAUUGUUACUUGUUGAACAAACACAUACACGUGUAUAUGAAACAGUUGUUUAA